AUGGCUGAAAUAGAGUUUUAUAGUGAAGAGCUAGUUGUGAGAGUGGGGGACUGGGAUGUACAGUCCGAGAGAGAACCUCUCCCAUACCAAGACACGAGAGUGACUACAGUAAGAGUACACCCUCAGUACGAUCGCUCCACUCUGGCCAACGACAUUGCAGUGUUGACUCUAGCCCAGGGACUGAGGCUCUACCCUGACGUGCCUCAUGUCAAUAGCAUCUGCCUCCCUCUGCCCACAACGGAGUUCACUGAGGAAUGGUGCUGGGUGAGUGGAUGGGGCAAGGAUGCUUGGGGAAUGGUUGGCCGCUUCCAGAGUGUACAGAAGGCUGUGGACGUGGGUGUCGUGAGUGGAGCAGAGUGUGAGGCUCGACUGAGACACACUCGGCUUGGCAGACACUACAAAUUGGACGACCACAGCUUCCUGUGUGCCGGGGGAGAGAAGAAUAAGGACGCUUGUACUGGUGACGGGGGAGCGCCGCUAGUAUGUGAGGGACCCGUAGGACACUGGACGUUGGCAGGACUGGUGGCAUGGGGUGUUGGUUGUGCUCAACCUAACAUACCCGGUGUCUAUGUCAACAUCCCCUCCAUGGUUCCAUGGAUAGUACAAACAGUGCAGUCACUACGCAGCAACGCUUCUGCUCUCAGCUUUCUAUUGUAAUUGAUGGUGUUCAAUACAAAUUUGUUUUUUGAGAAGUGUUUUGAUUUUUGUUUAGAAUAUUUGAUACUUUGAUUUACCCAUUGAUCAAUUGUUACUAUAGUUUUAACCGUUAUAUAAUUUGUACAAUACGCCUACUUGUAAUUUUCAACAUAUAAGCUACAGGCUAACUGUACCAUUUUUACAGCUACAGGGCUACAGGGCUUUUAUAUAAGCUGCAGGGUCUUUGUUCUUCAGAUUUCAGUAAUGUAUCUCAUGUGCCAUCACUAUUUCUUCCAGCCCACUUUCGUUUUUUCUGUUAUUUUUGUCUGAUUAGAGUUUUUUUUUUUUUUUUAAUUUUGAAACAACUACAACUCUUACUCAGUGGUGUAGUCAAAACACUUCAUUGUGGAAAUUCUCAC
Messenger RNA from Macrosteles quadrilineatus (aster leafhopper), 1055 nucleotides. Its product is annotated as phenoloxidase-activating factor 2-like. The coding region runs from base 1 to 657 and encodes 218 amino acids. The record is from RefSeq and is a predicted model, not a curated record. Lineage: Eukaryota; Metazoa; Arthropoda; Insecta; Hemiptera; Cicadellidae. Gene Ontology annotation, biological process: proteolysis. Gene Ontology annotation, molecular function: serine-type endopeptidase activity. The transcript is spliced from 4 exons.